Messenger RNA from Baudoinia panamericana UAMH 10762, 1864 nucleotides. RefSeq lists its product as uncharacterized. Lineage: Eukaryota; Fungi; Ascomycota; Dothideomycetes; Mycosphaerellales; Teratosphaeriaceae. Gene Ontology annotation, biological process: transmembrane transport. The record is from RefSeq and is a predicted model, not a curated record. The transcript is spliced from 3 exons. Bases 190 to 1464 code for a protein of 424 amino acids. Gene Ontology annotation, molecular function: transmembrane transporter activity.
UGAGCUGGUUUAGCCCGAUGAGCGGCGCGAUAUACUAUCCUGCGCUGAACCAGGUACGGCGGUGGCCAAACAUGCAUUGUUGCAGUCCUGCUGACAGGCCCGUAGAUAGCAGCGGACCUCCACGUCACGCCUGCAAGAAUCAACAUAACUGUUACCACUUACCUCAUCAUUCAAGGUCUGGCACCGAUGAUGAUCGCUGGGUUCUCGGACAAAGCUGGAAGGCGACCGGCGUACUUCAUAUGCUUCGUCAUCUACAUCGCAGCCAACCUCGGCUUAGCGUUGCAGAACGACUACAUUGCACUAUUGCUGCUGCGAAUGCUGCAAUCGGCCGGCAGCAGCGGCACGAUUGCGCUAGCGAACGGCUUGGUGGGAGACACUAUCACCUCUGCUGAGCGUGGUAGCUAUAUCGCAUAUGCCUCAAUUGGUACACUACUUGGACCCUCGUUGUCUCCCAUUCUGGGUGGCCUUCUUAGCCAAUAUUUGGGCUGGCACUGGAUCUUUUGGUUCCUGCUGAUCCUGUCCGUCGUCUUCUUCAUUCCAUUGGUCUUGUUUCUGCCGGAGACGUGCAGGAAGAUCGUCGGUGACGGCUCAGUACCGCCGCCAUGGUCCAGCAUGAACAUUACAGACACGAUACGAUUCAACAAUCGCGCAAAGAAAGGCAUUCUUGUCGACGAGGCAAAGAAAGCAGAGUUGCGUCAGAACUUCCGCCUCACUAUCCCCAACCCACUAUCAACGCUGGUCGUGCUGGCCGACUUCGAGAGCGCUUUGAUACUCAUGGCCACAGGUCUCGCUCUCGCCUGUUUCUACGCCAUCUCCACUGGCGCGUCAGUCGUCUUCGGUACGCUUUACGGUUUCGACGACCUUUACAUCUCGCUUAUGUUUUUACCUUUGGGUGUGGGUGGCGCCAUUUCAGCAUUCACGACGGGCAGGAUGGUCGACUGGAACUACAGAAGGCAUGCCAAGCGUUUGAACUUCCCUAUUCACAAGACGCGCCAGACGGACCUCUCCGACUUUCCGAUUGAGAAAGCCCGAAUGGAGAUUGCGCUCCCAAUGUUCGCAUUCGGUGCUGCUGCCAUUGUCGGUUACGGCUGGAUGAUAACCCAUAAGAUCUCGCUUGCCGGACCCAUCAUCAUGUUGUUCCUUCUAGGCUACUGUCUCACAGCUGGCUUCCAAUGCCUGAACGUGCUAAUGGUGGACAUCUACCCAGGUCAACCAGCUACAGCCACUGCCGCCAACAAUGUGACGCGUUGCCUGCUCGGCGCUGCUGCUUCUGCGGCUAUUGUCCCAAUGAGUGAUGCGAUUGGCAACGGAUGGGCAUAUACCAUCUUGGCACUUUUAUUCGUUGUUUCCGGGCUAGGGCCGCUAGCGAGCAUGAAGUACGGCAUUCAGUGGAGGAAGGCGAAGAAGGACAAGGCGGAGAGGAGGCAGCGAGAGAAGCAGGCGAAGAAGGCAGCAAGAGUUUGAUCGGCGUGUUCGUAGCUCGUAUGACGAUAGUCAUGCUUCUCUACGGUAUCUGUAUUCAUAUAUGCAUUUAUCCGCCCGCCUUGUAUAGCCUGCACUGGUUCUUUUCGCUGCCAGCUAUUCGAUUUGGUGUAGCGGCUAAUGUCAAGCAGGAUUCGCGAAGGGUGUAAACAUCUGCACGGCAGUUACUCCGCUCUUUGCGUGAAUGCCCUUCUCAUGUCCAUCUCAUGCUCCGCAUGAAGAACAAGCCGUCUCAUUGGACAGUGGACUCAUGGAUCCCUGUGCGCCGUGGCUAACCUGCUGGUCGAUGCAUGAGUCAUCUGUCGUGAAUAGCACAGUCGUGAAACAGCGACAUCCAGUCCUUCCGACUCACAAUCGUUGCGCAACACAUGGUGUCAUGCUU